AGGAGAGAGAGAGAGGGAGAAAAAAAGGAGAGGGAGGAGGGGCGGUGCUGCUGCCUGGUGCCGGGGCACUCACUCAGACAUGGAUAGCGGGCUGUGAAUGCCACAGGCUGAGAUUGAAGUUUACGGCGACGCUGAGAGGGGGAGGGGGUGGAAAUCCCGCCCCAGGAGUGACUCCAUUAACCGUCCAGCCAACGGCCGCCAGCUUGGACCCCUGCGCCCGUGGGAAAACUCUGUUCCUCCAUCGCUGCCGAUAUCGCUGGGCUGUCACCGACAUUUACUUUCGGAGGUGAAAGAUGGCACUGGACGGAAUUCGAAUGCCGGAUGGCUGUUACGCUGAUGGGACGUGGGAACUAAAUGUUCUUGUGACUGACCUGAACCGCGAUGUUUCCCUCCGAGUGACCGGAGAGGUGCAUAUAGGAGGAGUGAUGCUCAAGCUGGUGGAGAAACUGGAUGUCAAGAAAGACUGGUCAGAUCAUGCGUUGUGGUGGGACAAGAAAAAAACUUGGCUCCUGAAAACUCACUGGACCUUGGAUAAAUAUGGUGUGCAAGCUGAUGCCAAACUAAUGUUCACACCUCAGCAUAAGGUACUUCGUCUCCAGCUGCCUAAUAUGAAGACUGUGAAGGUGAAAGUCAACUUUUCGGACAGAGUCUUCAAAGCAGUCUCUGAUAUUUCCAAGACAUUCAAUAUAAGACAUCCUGAAGAACUCUCUCUCUUGAGAAAACCUAAAGAUCCAACAAAGAAGAAAAAGCGAAAAACUGAAGAAAAAGACCAAGGUGAAGAUGAGACACUAGAGUUGGAAGGACCUUUAAUUACUCCAGGAUCAGGCUCUGAUGUUCUUUAUAUUGGUCCAUCAAAAGGAAGUAUUUACUCAAGCCCCGGAUUAUAUAGCAAGACAAUGACACCAACAUAUGAUUCAAGAGAUGGUAGUCCACUUUCCCCGACAUCAGCUUGGUUCGGUGACAGUCCUCUGUCUGAAGGCAAUCCUAGUGUUCUUGCGGUGAGCCAGCCAAUCACCUCUCCAGAUAUUUUGGCACAGCUUUUCAAACCGCAGUCUCUCCUUGAUAAGGCAAAAAUGAAUAAAGGAUGGUUAGAUUCAUCAAGGUCCCUGAUGGAGCAAGAUGUUAAAGACAAUGAUGUUUUAAUGCUCCGAUUCAAAUAUUACAGUUUUUUUGAUUUAAACCCAAAGUAUGAUGCAGUGAGAAUCAACCAACUUUUUGAACAAGCUAAAUGGUGCAUUCUUCUGGAAGAAAUUGAAUGCACAGAGGAGGAAAUGAUGAUGUUUGCAGCUUUACAAUACCAUAUCAACAAAUUGUCCAUUAUGUCUUCUGACCACCAUAUGAACAACAGUGAAAAAGAAGUGGAUGAAGUAGAUGCAGCCCUAUCAGAUUUGGAAAUUACUUUGGAAGGUGGCAAAACAUCAACCAUUCUGGGUGAUAUCACUUCUAUUCCAGAAUUGGCUGACCAUAUUAAAGUGUUCAAACCAAAGAAAUUAACACUCAAAGGUUACAAGCCAUAUUGGUGCACGUUUAAAGACACAUCCAUUUCAUGCUACAAAAGCAAAGAUGAAUCCCAUGGACCUCCAGCUCAUCAGAUGAACUUGCGAGGUUGUGAGGUGACUCCCGAUGUCAACAUAUCUGGCCAAAAAUUCAACAUCAAGUUGCUGAUUCCAGUGGCAGAGGGGAUGAAUGAAAUUUGGCUCCGCUGUGAUAAUGAAAAGCAGUAUGCACAAUGGAUGGCAGCCUGCAGAUUAGCAUCAAAGGGCAAGACGAUGGCAGACAGCUCAUAUAGUCUUGAGGUGCAGAAUAUCUUGUCGUUUUUGAAGAUGCAACAUUUAAACCCUGAUCCUCAAGUUAUUCCAGACCAGAAUUCAACAGACAUCAAUCCAGAAUGUCUUGUGUCUCCUCGCUACUUGAAAAAGUAUAAAAAUAAGCAGCCAGGCUAUGUAAGGGAUUUGAUCUCUGCCAGAAUCCUUGAGGCCCAUCAGAAUGUAGCUCAGAUGAGUCUCAUUGAAGCAAAGAUGAGGUUUAUCCAGGCUUGGCAGUCACUUCCUGAAUUUGGUAUCACUCACUUCAUUGCAAGAUUUCAAGGAAGUAAGAAAGAUGAUCUGAUUGGCAUAGCCUACAAUAGGUUGAUCAGGAUGGAUUCAAGCACUGGAGAUGCAAUCAAGACAUGGAGGUUCAGCAACAUGAAACAGUGGAAUGUAAAUUGGGAGAUCAAAAUGGUGACUGUCGAGUUUGCAGAUGACGUUCGGCUUUCUUUUAUCUGUGGCGAUAUUGACUGCAAAGUAGUUCACGAAUUCAUUGGUGGUUACAUCUUCUUGUCGACGCGAGCUAAAGACCAGAAUGAAAGCUUGGAUGAGGAUAUGUUCUUUAAGCUUACCAGCGGUUGGAUGUGACAGCAAAUCAAAGAAAUAUAUAUCCAGGCCAUUAAAAUGCCUUUGUUAGAAAUGAGUGCUGUUACUCAACAUAUGCUGCUUAUUCCAGCAAGCGCCUCGUACUGUAAUCUUUUACCAUGGACUUUUUGUUUUAGUUACCAAAUUUAGUUAACACUGUAUGUGCACUAACAGUAACCAGCUCCUUUUGGAAUUGGCAUGAUCUCUCCUUCUGACAUGCAACUUGAAAGACCCCUCGUUAGAAAUCUGUUUCAAAGUGUGCCUUGAAACAAGCCAUAUAAUAUAAUACAUAAGCUAUCCACAAAGUGUAAUGUCAAGGGCAGAAAAGAACAUAUAAAAUAUUUAUCAAACUUUCAGAUGUCUGUUUCGAACUUUCAAGAUAAAAAAACAAAAAUUCCCAACACAAAUCCAAGACUACUACAGAAACUUUGAAAAUGAAGGUAGUUUUGUUUGGAAAUAAAACAAAAAUACACAGCUCAUUGUUUUUAGCUUGCUUACCUGAACGUCUGUUUAUUAGUUUCAUUUACGUAUUGUUCUUUAUAUUGCCAAACUUUUUUUUACACUUUAUAGUAUUAUGUGAAGCUGUUUUAAUCACCACAUUAGUUACCUCUUUUAUUUUCUUAAGAUAUAAAAUCUUUCCAGUACAUUAUGAAGUAAUUCUAUAUGAAGUAUUUGUUUUUCUCAUGUAACUAAUGUAAAAACACAAGUUUUAUAUAAUUGUACAGUUUUUAAUCUAUAGCAUCACAAAUCAGUUACAGAAUAUGCUUACAAUGUAUUCGCUUUUAAUGUGCUUUUGCAGGCACCGAUAGGUAACACUAAAAGUUUGAGUCUUGCUUAGUUAUAUCAUGUUUCAUUGUAACAGCUAGCUGAAAUUGUGCCACCAACUCCUAAGUGGAGCAUAACAUUAAUUUUGAAAACAUGUAUAAAUGCAUUUAUUUUAAAUAAAAGUUGUCUUUUAUUUAAAA
Hemiscyllium ocellatum (epaulette shark) is the source of this 3358-nucleotide messenger RNA. It is a transcript of the gene fermt2, whose product is annotated as FERM domain containing kindlin 2. The record is from RefSeq and is a predicted model, not a curated record. The transcript has 17 exons. The coding region runs from base 294 to 2396 and encodes 700 amino acids. Gene Ontology annotation, cellular component: focal adhesion; extrinsic component of cytoplasmic side of plasma membrane. Gene Ontology annotation, biological process: cell-matrix adhesion; integrin-mediated signaling pathway. Lineage: Eukaryota; Metazoa; Chordata; Chondrichthyes; Orectolobiformes; Hemiscylliidae. Gene Ontology annotation, molecular function: integrin binding.